Molecule: messenger RNA, 357 nt
Organism: Cetraspora pellucida
Lineage: Eukaryota; Fungi; Glomeromycota; Glomeromycetes; Diversisporales; Gigasporaceae
Source: the annotation of a GenBank genome assembly
AUGCAAGAGCAACUAGAUUUAUCUUACGUCGAAAACACUUUGAGCUUAAUGGUGAUAGAAUUAUUAGAUAUUGGACAUUUGAGUGUAGCUUUUCUGGUACAUCCACCUCUAAUUAAAGUUACAAGCAUUGUUAGAGACCACAAUUAUAAUAUGAUAUCUGAUAUAUGUUUAUAUGCCCCUAAGUAUCGCAAGUUGUUAGAAAAAAUAAAAGAAAAAAUUAGAUUUUAUGUUACUAAAGGCAACAUAAGGUCAAAACAAAUAUAUCCACUAUUGGUAACAAGUUUUCCAAAUCAAUAUAUUCACAAAAGAGAUCUUUACAAUAAGGUUCAAAAGAUUAAAGCACCACUUAUCAAAUGA